GUGUGGUUCGCAUGCAAGUAAUCCUUAUUACAUGACACACGGUGCCGCCAACCUGGGCGACUGCGCCUUCGCUAUGUCUUCUCAGUCGUCGCUCGAGCGCGUCGCGACGCGAAGCCUUAUUUUCCGUGUUACGCAGUGACUCCUACAGCCUGAGAAGUCACGUAAUGCUUCGCCGAAAAGAGACGACACUUUCGCAAACGGCCGCUGUUUGUUCCCCGUUCCUUUAGUCGUUCACCUGGUAACGCGUCUUUAGUGAUCGCACCAUGUGGAACCGCAAGGUGUUCAUCAGAAUAAUCGAAGUGCUCCUGUGCGUCGCCUGCGUCGUGGCGCUUAGGGUGACGGACGAUGAGAGCAGAAGAGUGUUCCAUUACUUGAGGAAUCGCAGCAGGGAGUGGUCGCUGCUGAACAACGUGACAUGGGGCAGCAUAGGCGCUGCCCUCGCGACGGCGACCUGCGGCGGGUACGUAAUCGUAACGACGGGUCUUUUAAUCGCCGCGGCCACCGGGGAACUCCACGGCCGAAAGACGGAAUUUUUCUUGCUCGGACUGGGUGUGAUCCUCUUUGGAAUAGUCGGCGCCUUGUCGCUGGCGUCCAUCGACAGUGUCCCCGAGGAUCUGGUUGACAAUGCCGCGGUUUUGGGUGCGCUGUGCUUAUUCACGGCAUUGAUAUUCAUCGGGGAUCUGUUGAUAUUCAUCGGGGAUCUGCUGAUGAGUCCGCCCCGCAAGAAGGAUAAGCAGGACCAAGCACGGAUCAUCGAGAAAGAUUUGGAGAAGCGCCAGGUGACGCCGGUAGUGACCACCGAGGACACGAAGAAGUCGAAGCCAACCGUCGUCAAGAUCACCGACGAGGAGAACGGUCGCGUGAACGAUGCUUUCCAGAAGGCAGACGACCGUCACUCGCGAUCGCAGCAGGAUUCGCCGGGUACACGCCCGCGGGAUACCCGGGACGAUCGCGAGCUUCGCGGCGAUCAGGAGCCGAGGGAGAACUUCGAGAAUGGCCGAGCUCUACGUGACUCGCAGCGGUACCGAGGUGAUAUCGAGGUGCCGCGUACGAUCGUGCACGAUCCGGAUCGCAGGAUCGACGAGUCCAGGAUAGUGUACAAGAGUCGAGACAUCUAUCAGCGGCCGAUCGACGAGAUCGACACACCACGAUUUCCGAUGGAGUACGAGAAGGGAGAUCCGGUCUUCGCGAGAAUCGUCAAUCCGAGCGUGAAGAUCAUGAAGGUCGAGCGAGAUGUGGAGGAGGCCAUUGACAACUACAACAGAUAUUCGGACAACAGCCAGUAUGACAACGUGCCCAUCAGGAUGCGUGGCUCAUCGGGAAUCCUCAAGGGUCACCAUCGCGACGUCUCCUUCAACGUGCCACCACCGCCCAAGGAGUACCGAUCCAGAAGAUCCAAGGACGACAUCGAGAUGCUGCAGGAGUACUUCGGCGUACUGAGAACCACCGGCACGCAAACCGCGAGGGUACCAUCCUCGCCGACCGAUCCGGGAUACGUUCGGCACACUGCAAGUAACUGGCCGCAGGACGUUAAAUCGAGCACACCGAGACCUAGCCCGGAACACGAUAGAAUUUAACCCUUUCAUGCACACGCGGGUAUUUUCUCGGUCUCUUUUCUCUAAUUACAAGUUCAUUGGCCACUUUUAGUUCAGUUAAGAAUAUCAAUUACUUGUUUCCUAAUUAGUAAAGUUAAUAAUUAAUGAUUAAAACUUUUCGAAAGUUCUUUCACUAAUCUUGUAAUACUAAUAUCUACAUCCCGCUAUCUUUCUGCAAUUUCUGAGACUUGUUAAAUAUUUUCACAAGCAUUUAGUCAUGAAAGGAUUAAAGCAAGACAUAGCAAUCGUUAUUAUUAUAUACUUCUCGACAAUUUUUUGUAAGAUUUUUGUAUAUGGUAAAGAUGUAACAAUUAAGGAACGAAACUCGUUAAGUCCAAAAACAUUUACUCUUUGAAAAAAAUAAAAAAAAAACUAUACUUUAAGUUGAAAUUAAGUGGAAAUUUUUUUAUAUGUAUUUACAAUUAAUACGAAACUCACUUAAUCAAUCUUAAAUUUAACGACAAUAAAACGAGGAUUUUGGACUUAAUUAUUGUGUACCAAGCACACGCGCGAGAUAUCACGCAUUUAUACUUAAAUAGUGUUAAUUAUAAUAAAUAAAUUAGAAGGAUAGCUACCACAGGACUGCAAUCAUUUCGGAACUUAAGACUCACUGCAGUCAUCUUGAAUUGAUGACGUUAUAGGCGACGAGAAAAUACACGAUGACAAUUCUUGCAACGUACAUUAAAAUGAAAAUGUUUUUUAAUAAAACAACAUUACUUAGUAAUCGAUAGAGCAGAUAUGUAAAAUAAUCGAAAAUUCCCUCUUUGGUUGGGUGAUAUCAAAAUAAAUAAUCCAUAUAUGUCUAAUUGAAAUAAAUAUUUGCUUUCAGGUAUAAAAUUGUGACAAAAUGGGGUCAAUAUAUUUUAACAUCACGGUAAUUAUUUGUCUAAAAAAAUGUUGCACUAAAAUAAAAAAUAACGUUGAACGGUGCGAGAAAAAUUAAAUUAUAUUUUUUUACGCGUACAUUGAAUGUACAUGUAUCUAUUACGUAUUUCGCAUCGAGACGAUUUUUUUUUUACUUCACCGUUUUGAAUUAAGUCGCCACUGUCAAUGCGAACUUGGCAAACAGGAGUCUUAGGUGUCUUUCAAUAAUUUUUUUUAGUUUAUAUGUCCGUUACUUUUGAGAGUUUUAUUUUGCAGACCUGUGCGGUAGUUUCGGGAUUACGAGACAAGAGAUUCGGGAAGGAAUAACACAUCCUUUUUUUACACGUAAAAAUUUCAAUAUAAAGUUAAUAUCUUCGUUCACAUCUCGUACUCCUCUAUAUGCAUAUACGUACAAUUAUUAUUAAUAAUCUGAUGAUUACAUAUAUAAUCGCUGCAUGGUUAGUUCACCUGUUCAACACUCAUCGGGGACGCGUGUUAAUAUCAAUGUUAAUAUUACACUGCCAUGAUAGAUGUAAUUUCUAUAUUCGCAUUUAUUCCUCACAGUCAACGUCCAAACUGUUGAAAGUACCAAUUAUUCCUUGUCUGUUCUCUUUAUGAACUCCUUAAAACGUAUAAAUAAAUGCUAUACAAGUCCAUCGUUUCAAGUCAUCCGAUAUGGACGAUUUAGAUA
Solenopsis invicta (red fire ant) is the source of this 3150-nucleotide messenger RNA. RefSeq lists its product as uncharacterized. The record is from RefSeq and is a predicted model, not a curated record. Lineage: Eukaryota; Metazoa; Arthropoda; Insecta; Hymenoptera; Formicidae. Bases 264 to 1577 code for a protein of 437 amino acids. The transcript is spliced from 7 exons.